AUGUCUUCGUUGCAGUUCCAGAUACCAGAUGAGGGGCUCGCCGGCAAUCAGCCCGCGAGCCCCCAUCACCACCCGAAGCAGCACGGCGAGGCGUGCUGUAAUGCCUCUUCAACACCUCUCUCCCAAGCAAGUACUGCGCCGCCGACGCCGAAUAUGCAGUUUCGUCUUCCACAUCUGUGUCUUGAUGGAUUCGACGACGAGCACUUUCCCCUGCUUACAAGGCAGAUGUCGAUACCGGAAGAUGAAGAAGGAGAAGACUUGCCAGACCAGUUCCAGGACCGCAAAGGUUCUUCAUGGAACCAGCCUGCAGGUGGCGAGAGAACACGGCCGUGUUCGCAGGACUCGCUUGAGUCGCUGUUGGCGGAGGUGAAGGACCUGUAUGAGCAAAAAUACGGUUUUGCGGUCGAGAAUGAAACGGAGAAGCUGCAGGAGCCAGACACAGACGGUGAGGGGCCAGUAUGGAAAGUUAUCCGUGGAACCCAUGUGCCCACUGACUGCCGGCUGACCAGGCUCUCUCAGAAACUAGCAGAAGUCAAGCAAUUGUACGAGGUCAACUAUGGCGUCGAAGUCGAUGCCGAAGAGUCCGUCCAGUACGAUGCGCAGGGCACGCCGUGGCUUGAGAUUCGUGGCACCGGCUGUCCCAAAGACAUGCGUGUGGAGCGUUUGGAGCAGAUGCUUGAGAAUGUCAAGGGCCUGUAUGCCGAAAGCUAUGGCCGCGAUGUUGACACCGAGUAUGAUGCGGAUGGAACGCCUUGGUCCGUGACGGAAGGAACAGGAGUUCCGCGAGACUGCCGCGUGGAGAGGCUGGAGCAAAAGCUAGCGGAAGUCAAGCAGUUGUACGAGGUCAAGUAUGGUGUCGAAGUCGAUACCGAAGAGUCCGUCCAGUACGAUGCGCAGGGCACGCCGUGGCUUGAGAUUCGUGGCACCGGCUGUCCCAGAGACAUGCGUGUGGAGCGUUUGGAGCAGAUGCUUGAGAAUGUCAAGGGCCUGUAUGCCGAAAGCUAUGGCCGCGAUGUUGACACCGAGUAUGAUGCGGAUGGAACGCCUUGGUCCGUGACGGAAGGAACAGGAGUUCCGCGAGACUGCCGCGUGGAGAGGCUGGAGCAGAAGUUGAAUGAAGUGAACCUGCUCUUUGCUGCAAGGUAUGGUCAUUCCGCCUUGGCCUCGCAACCUGAUAUAUUUUCUCAGGGUGGCCACUUUGCAUAUGACGAGGAUGGAACGCUCUGGAUCAAGAGUGUUACUACAGGUCGGCUUGCGCACACGGAACUUCCUUCUGAAGGAGCUUUGGCUGACAUGCUCACGGAGGUGAAAGUGCUUUGCAAUGAAAGAUUUGGAGCGAAGCCUACUGAAGAGACGCAGUCUUCCUGGAGUGACGAGGAUGGAACACCUUGGGUUCAAGUCGGUUCAUCCAGCGGCGGGGUUGCGACAACGGACAAGGACAAGUUGUUUGAAGGAACUUGCGGCCUGCAGUAA
Symbiodinium sp. CCMP2456 is the source of this 1473-nucleotide messenger RNA. The record is from the annotation of a GenBank genome assembly. NCBI's taxonomy places the organism in Eukaryota, Dinophyceae, Suessiales, Symbiodiniaceae.